GGGAGAAAGGAGCAGUUUUGGUGACCACGGUUUACAUGACCGGGAGGAAGAAAAACGCAGCAGCAUUGGCGAAGUAGUGGGAGCAAGUGAUGCGGGAGAUCGGGCUGAAACGGAUCAACGCGAUCUGCACAGACAACGCUGAGGUCAACAAGAAGGCAGCGCAGAUCUUGGAGAGGCGAACAGACAGAGACAUUGCAAGGAUACCGUGGGUGCCUUGUGGAGCGCAUUGCUGCAGUCUGUUGUUGAAGGACCUAAGCAGUUUGCCUUGGGUGAAGGACGCGGUAAAGACGAUGAACACGAUCGUGAAGUUCAUCAGGAACCAUCAUGCCACGCACGGUCUCAUGAUAUCCAUCGAUGACUCCUUGUCAUUGCUGCGCCCGACAGAGGUUCGAUUUGGGUCGGUGUACCAGAUGCUGCACAGGCUGGCGGACAGGGCAGAAGUGUUAAAUGAGAUGGUGGACGGAGGUUCUGCAACAAAGUGGAGGGCAUUGAGAUGGUCGGGAGAAAAGCUGCAGAAAAAAGCCGACCUUGUCUACUACACUGUGCGGUCAGAGAAUUGGUGGGCAAGUCAGGAAAAUGGUGGCAAUUAUGGAGCCGGUGUACAACCUCCUGAAGAGGAUGGGCAGGGAAGGAGUUUCUCCCACCAACCUCGUGGAGUUCGACGAUCUCAUUGCAAGGAAGUUGGCAAACGUCGUACUCACGAAGAAGGAGAGGGAGGAUGUAAUGGACAAGGUCAAGGACCGCGUGCAGAUGAUGCGCAGAUCAGAGAGGAGUGGGAUUCAAAGCCGCACAUGGACAUGUGGGAUCAUGUCUACGAGUUUUUGAGAGAGCCUGUGGAAGGGGAAGUGAGGACGAAUGAACACAUGUGGACACCAGGUGCCAUCAAGCAAGCAACGCGACGUACACCUGCGGACUGGUGGACCUUGCACGAUGGGGAUGUUCCAGCUUUGCAGGAGAUCGCCAUCAACGUGUUUGGAAUGUGGAGCACGGCGACACCCGCGGAGCGGAACUGGGCGUCGAUGGACUUUGUCCAUUCGAAGCGCAGAAAUAGCCUCUCGUCGGAGUCCUUGGAGAAGCUGGUUUACAUUCACUGGAACAUGCAGUUGCUGCGUGUUCCAAAUAGCAAGGACAAUGGCUACGUUGAUGUUUGGGGAUCCUUCUUCCAGCCGUUGAUGGAUCCGGCAGCGGAAGAUGGAGCAAUCGAGGAGCCCACGGAGGAUGAGACAGCGGACAAUAUCGAGGAGGAAAAGAAGCAGAAGACACUGAAGAAGACUCCCCAAAACCGGAUUCCGAAGAGCCUGCUGGAUGACGACUCAAGUGGGAGUAGCGAUCUUGAGGAUCUGGUGUGGAAGGGGAAGUGUUGGAACGAGUCCACUUCCGAGGAGGGUGACAGUGAGGAUGACCUUGGGGAGGACUUAGAUUUUGAGUUGGGGAGCAAGCCGGCAGUGCCAGCCACUACGUACGUAGGUCAGAGGCUUGGGAGGCGAGAAAAGAAGGCGGAGGUGCUGCCUUCAGAGCCCAUCGACAGACUGGACACUGAUAUCGAGUUCUUGCCGCACCCUAUGCCUGAUGCAGACGAGGAGGAAGCAGCUCGGGCCAAGGCUAUGGCAGACCGGGAUGCCGCUUUGGUUCAGAGGCAGAUGUGUGAGGAGGAGGCUCGCCGUGCUGCUGUCCCCACCCGGAGGGAGAGAGAGAGACAGAGCAAACAGGUCAGCCAGCAUGAGCAGCAGCAUAGUGAGGAAAAGGAUGAGAGGGUGGACAACAUGGAGGUCGAUGACGCGGCCGUGCGUGCAGAAAAUGAAGGGUGUUUGCAGCAUGCGGGAGUGGAUAUUGAAGCAGUUGGAGAAAAAAAUGUGCAGCAAGAAGAGGAAAAAAGUUCGCCGCGAGAGGGAGAUGAUACGGAGGAUGUGGACAAAACUCAGCACCAAGGGGGAGAGGAAGUGCAGGAACCAGCCCCACCCACGGUUUACACACGAAGACCCCGCCCAUCGGCACCGCACCAGCCUGAACCGCAAGAGCCACGGGAGGACCAGCAGGCCGUGGUUGCGGAGCAGCCAGAAACACUCGGAUCAACAGUGCGUGUGCGGUCUCCGAGGAGCAGCAGUCCACUCCGGAAGACCCCCCUACCCAACACAAAAUGAGGAUGCCCGACACGACAACAUCUGGAAAAGCAGGGCGGGGCGAAAGAGGAAGGCUUCGGUGAAUGACGUCCCCGCACCUGACAAAC
Messenger RNA from Chara braunii, 2227 nucleotides. Lineage: Eukaryota; Viridiplantae; Streptophyta; Charophyceae; Charales; Characeae. The record is from the annotation of a GenBank genome assembly.